UCUGCUCUUUGCGGAUACCAGCUGCUAUGAGAACCCUCGAUGCAUCUUCCUCCUGCCCCGAUGAUGCUGAAAGGAUUUCCAAGACCUGCAGUACCACAGCGAGUCGAGCAGCAGAUUCACGCUGAUUCACUCCCACAGCCGGCGAGGGGGUCUAUACUGUGUGCAUGAUACAGCAGCAGAGCAUAGUCAGUAGGAAACAGUGGGUGCACCUUGGGGAGUUUUCUUUUUUCACCGCUUUGGAAAGGGGUGUGAGUAGAUACAGGAGUUGAGACGCCACAACCUAAGGGCUACAUCAUUUCGACAUCCUGUAACCGGACAGAUAUCCCCUGAAAACACAGAAUACACUCUACAAGACAGGUUAGAAGCCCGUAUGUCCAAGUCAGCAGCCAAUCAGAGAUGCCCGAGCAUGGUCACAGAGUCCUCCAAGGCUGUGACCUCAGCAGCAGUGGAUGCCAACUCAGGGACAAAGGGCUGCAGAGGUACAGGGAAGGUGCACAGUUUUGGCAAGAGGGAUCAUGCUAUCAAAAGGAACCUCAAUAUCCCAGUGGUGGUGCGAGGAUGGCUCUAUAAACAGGACAGCUCCGGGAUGCGAUUGUGGAAAAGGAAGUGGUUCGUUUUGUCAGACUACUGCUUGUUUUACUACAAAGACAGCAGAGAGGAGACGGUGCUCGGGAGCAUCCCUCUGCCCAGUUAUGUCAUUGCACCAGUUGAGCCCGAUGACCACAUAAACCGCAAAUACGCUUUCAAGGCGAGCCAUACAGGAAUGCGCUCCUACAUUUACAAUAAGAACUCUGUGAUUGGCUCACAGGCAGAACACUGCGGGAUGCGGACAUAUUUCUUCAGUGCGGACACACAGGAGGACAUGAAUGGCUGGAUCCGGGCCAUGAACCAGGCUGCGCUGAUGCAGCAGAGUCACACAAUAAAGAGAGCGGUGGAGAAUCCAAAGAAGGCUGUGCAGCAGGCUGUCCCACAGACCAACCAUGUCCACAUCAACCAGAAGGCAUCUCAAUCAGAAGGUCUCCACGUGACAGACAUAGAGGAACCUCCGGAUAAUUGUAUCCAACUGGCUCAUCGAGACGCGGUGAGGUAUGGACUAGAGAUCCAAGGGAAACCCAGCCAGUCAGGAGAAGAGGAAAGAGGAGAGAGACUCUCUCCAGACUUUGUUGAUGAUGCAACCCACAAAAACGGACAGCCGACUGUGAUCCAAGUGGCUCUGCCACCAGAGCAGAAUGGAAACCUCGUCUAUCAGAGAGGCUUUGUUACACACGUAGACCCUAAGAAACAUGUGCAGAGGAAGACUACGCUGGCACAGGUGGAGCAGUGGGUCAAAGUUCAAAAAGGAGACCCACCAAAGAGUGCUGCCUCUGCUGAGUACAACCUCCCUCGGCGGACUCCUCCAUUAAAGCCCAAAGCCAGCACAGCGGAUGUCACCUAUCAGUCGUUGCCAAAGUCUCCCCGUCCCCCAUCUGGCAGCGCAUCUCCUCCAGUAACAUGCAAAUUGCCUAGUGACUACAAGUAUGCCCAUGACCGGCUCAGCCACUUCCGCAUGUCCACCGAUGAGCGCAUGGCCACCAAGGAGGGAAUGGUGUGGCAGCUGUAUGAGUGGCAGCAGCGGCAUCAGUUCCGUCAUGGCAGCCCCACCGCCGCUAUCUACACUGGCCCCAACUUCACGGACGCCUCAUCUUUUCGAGUUACUGUGGAGAUGCCACGAUCUCUGUCUGUCCCUCCGUCCCCAUGUGAAGUCCCACCGUCAGCCCCCUCCUUCAAACCCUUGUCCCCUCGCCGGCCACACACUCCUUCAGACAGACGCACAGUCAGGCCCCUGGAUGAAGUGGUACCUGGGGACAGCACAAGAUCCAGCUCUCCCGGCCAUAUGUGUGCCCAUCUUUCUCAGGCUUCCCAAAUAGAGAGAAGGUCCAUGCCAGCCAUGGGCUACAUCACACACACUGUCAGUGCACCCAGCUUACAUGGCAAAACGCCAGAGGAGCUGACUCUGCUCCUCAUUCAGCUUCGAAGGCACCAGGCUAAGAUGGCUGGUGUGCAUAGCCCCAGCGAUGCGUUCGCUCACCUGCAGCAGCACCAGCACAACGGCCUUCUAGGCCCCGGCAUGCAGGCUGAUGAUACUUACAUACAACUGAAGAAGGACCUGGAGUAUCUAGAUCUGAAGGUUACUGGACGUGAGAGUUUCAAAACAGAAAGACCAUCAAGACCUGUGAAAAUAGCAGAAAGUGAUGCUGAUGUGAAAUUAAGUCGACUAUGUGAACAAGACAAGAUUCUACAGGAGCUGGAGGAAGGGAUACGCUCUUUGAAGGAGGACAAGGACAAGCUGGAGUUGGUUCUGGAUGUUUCCCACCAGCAGAUGGAGCAGUACAGAGAUCAGCCGGCCCAUGCAGAGAAGAUUGCCUAUCAGCAGAAAUUACUACAAGAGGAUGUGGUGCACAUCAGGGCUGAGAUAUCUCAAGUCUCCACAGAGAUGGAGAACGCGUGGAAUGAGUACAGCCGACUGGAGAGAGAUAUGGACUGGCUGAAGUCGGCCCUGGAGGGACAGAUGAACCGCAGCGAUCUCUCUCAGCAAGAUAAAGUCCAGAUCAGAAAAGAGCUGUGGAGGAUUGAGGAUGUUAUUGCCGGCCUCAGCACCAGUAAAGCCAACUACAAAGUCACUAUCUCCUCUGUUACCAACCCAGAGAGGAAAUUUGUGCCUUCAGUGUCGGCGUCAUCAGUGCCUUCUGUGUCUGGGAGCCCGUCUGCUGUGGAGAUGAGAUUGUCCCAGCAGCAGCAACAGCAAAGCCCCCACCUCAGCCCCAGUAGCCACACCCCCACCCUUUCCUCCAGCCCCAGCCAGCAGCCCUUGCAUCACUGGGUGGAUGCAACCAUCACCAGUGGGCUUAAAUGGUUGUUUUGUGUGCAGAAUGAGGAAGAUGUGCCUCCCAGACCUCCUCUACCUCAGCUCUACAGCCCUGAUGAGCAUGCCCCUGCUGUGCCACCGUUGCCCCGGGAGACAACGGUCAUCAGACACACUUCUGUACGCGGCCUCAAACGACAGUCUGAUGAACGCAAAAGGGACCGAGAGAUUGGCCAGUACACUAAUGGAGACAGUAAGGUGGAGCUUCGGCCUUUCCUGAGUGAUCCAGAGCUCAUGGGAGCUGGAGAUGGCUCCAGCCACAUCAGUGUCGUCGCAUCUGGACACGAUGGUUACCAGACAUUACCGAGCAGAGGAGUGUCGGGCUCCUCGCUUUGGCUCAAUCAGUCCUCGAGCAUCUCCUCUUAUGUGACCCUCCGAAGAGCAGCCUCAGCAGCCGGCAUGAAGGAGAGACCAAAAAGUGCCUUGGAGCGUCUGUACUCUGGGGACCCGGUGCAGCAGCAGCAGCAGAGGGGGAAGAUGAGUGCUGAUGAGCAGCUGGAGAGGAUGAAGAGGCACCAGAAGGCCCUCGUCCGCCAGCGCAAACGCACCCUGAGCCACGGAGACCGCCACGACUCUUCAUCGCCCCGCGCCUCUUCCUCGCGCCCACUAUCAGCAGACUUGGGAUCAUGGAAGAGAGAGCAGGAGUUUGACCUGCAGUUGCUGGAGAGGGCUGUUCAAGGGGAGGAGGCGCAGGGUGUUAGGAGCGUUCAGGGGGAGGAAACGCCUCCCGAGCACAACGAGAGGCAGCGCUCCCACUCGGACGAAUGGCUGACCCUGCGCUCCACAGCCACAGCAUCUCCCGCCCAUGAGGUCGACCUGGAACCACUAGACUAUGACCUGGACCUUAACAAAGAGCUUUCCAAACCUCCGAAAGUAUUGAUCCCAGAGCGCUAUGUGGAUUCAGAGCCUGAGGAGCCUCUCAGUCCACAGGAGGUGGAGGAUCGUCAUCGUAAGGUGGAGCGCAUCAAGAACAUCUUGGCAAAGUCCAGUGUGCACAACCUAGCACCCACAGUCACUGUGGACACGCCCGAGGUCGGGCUCGUGGCACCGGACUCGGCUCUGCAGGAGCAGGAGAGGAUCAUCACCAUGUCCUACGCUCUCGCCUCGGAAGCUUCGCUCAAGAGCAAACUAGUCACAGUUCCACCACAGGCUAACCUCCCCACUCCUCCUCCACCACCCCCUCUUCCGCCUCCACCUCCUCCUCCUCUUCCUCCUCCUCUUCCUCGUCUUUCUCCUCUUCCUCCUGUUUCUCUGGCACCUCCCUCUCCUCUAAGCAACGGAAUUCACUACACGUUUGUCUAAUCCCAGAACUGAACUCAAGCAAUUUUUGGACAAUAAGGUGCUAUUCAACAAUGACAACAAACUAUUGCAUUCUGCAAGAAAAGGAUUUUUGGACAUUUCCUUCUUUCCAUACAGCAGUACGAGAACUGCACUUAACAUUUAACAUCCUUGCUGAGGCUCACGCAGCAUUGACUCCUUAAAGUGUUUCCAGUUUUGAAAGCAAGAGGAAAAUGGAAGACUUUGCAUUGGAAGCUGAUGUGCUAAUUAUCUUUGGAAACAUCUAACAAAAGUUAAUCUCAUAAUAAUAUUUUCUACAUGUUAUUGCACUUUGAAUUGUACACUGUAUCAUGUUUUCAAGAUAUCACUGAAUGGCUAUUGAUUGCAACUGGGAACUUGUUUUUGUUUUUGUCAGGUACAUAUUGUGAAGAACUACAGGUACUAAAUGUGUCAUGAUGGUAGUAUUUUUGUCAAAACUCAGAUAAUAUUCUUACACCAAACCACUUGAAAUAUCAUGUGUUGUACCUGUAGCACUGCCAGUCCCCUUUUAGCUUGCCAAAAUGAAUUUUAUUUUUGCUUACAUCAGGAUGAAAAUAACCUUUAACAUAUUUUCUGUGUGACUGGGGAAAGUUGCACAAUGGAAAUUUAUAUUUUAAAAAAAUGAUAAAAAAGGUGAAUAUUAAAGAUAUUAACACA
This is a messenger RNA of Pseudoliparis swirei, 4876 nucleotides long. It is a transcript of the gene plekha7b, whose product is annotated as pleckstrin homology domain containing, family A member 7b. Lineage: Eukaryota; Metazoa; Chordata; Actinopteri; Perciformes; Liparidae. Gene Ontology annotation, molecular function: protein binding. The transcript is spliced from 27 exons. The record is from RefSeq and is a predicted model, not a curated record. The coding region runs from base 371 to 4204 and encodes 1277 amino acids.